AUGAGGGAUCCGGUUGACGAGCCAAUGGAAAUUUGUGAGCAGUACUAUGCUCCAUCGCCCAGAUCAACUUCAUCCGUUAGGAAUGCGCCUGAUGCAGACCUCGAGCCGGCCCUAAGUUCCGGAGAAGCGUCUGCUGAACUGGAGGAUAUUGUGCCAUCAAUGGUUGAUUUUGCGGAGCAGUCGGCGCUUAUGGAAAGGAUUCGUGAUCAUAAAACGGCCAGGAAUCUUCCGACUCGCUGGGAUGAUGAUGAUGAAGGUAUUGCCGAGAAGGAUAUGACUGAUCCGAAAGAACAGGCUCUCACGGCUGCCGAAAAUGGCAAUUUGCAAUUACUCAAGGAGUUGAUGGCCAAGAAUCCAUCCUUGUUGACGGCUCGCGAUAUGGAUGGCUAUACGGCACUGCAUCGAGCAGCAUAUGGUGGUCAUGUUGAAGCGGUGGAGUAUUUGCUCUCACUAGGCGCUGAUCCAGAAUGGACGACAGAUGAUGGAUGGACGGUGUUGCAUUGCGCUGCAACAUGGGCCAUGUACGAAGUGGUGGCCCUGCUGCUCCGGCAUGGCAUUAAUGUCAAUAGUCGUACGAACGGCCAACUAACACCACUCCAUCUCGCCGUCUCAUCAAAUCAACCACAAGAUCGUGUACUCACUACUAUCCACUACCUCCUCGAAGCACCAGGUUUAUAA
This is a messenger RNA of Gongylonema pulchrum, 678 nucleotides long. NCBI's taxonomy places the organism in Eukaryota, Metazoa, Nematoda, Chromadorea, Rhabditida, Gongylonematidae. The record is from the annotation of a GenBank genome assembly.